Synchytrium microbalum is the source of this 1428-nucleotide messenger RNA. RefSeq lists its product as uncharacterized. Gene Ontology annotation, molecular function: protein binding. The record is from RefSeq and is a predicted model, not a curated record. Gene Ontology annotation, cellular component: Set1C/COMPASS complex. Bases 1 to 1428 code for a protein of 475 amino acids. The transcript has 10 exons. NCBI's taxonomy places the organism in Eukaryota, Fungi, Chytridiomycota, Chytridiomycetes, Synchytriales, Synchytriaceae.
AUGAAUCUGGCAGUUCUUGAAUCAAAUGUCCUGCCUGAUUUCGUCGAAGACAAGCUCGAAGGCGAUGAAUUCACAGUCAUCAACUUGAGCAAACAUGGAACAUUCCUCGCUACUGGAUCACUAAAAGGAAUAGUUCAAGUUUGGGAUUUUGAUACUCGCCAACCAAUACGAAGUCUCGCUGCUCAUGCUGCUCAAGUCACCGCCGUCAGCUUUGAGCGAUCUGGAAGAUACCUGUUAUCAGCAUCUCGUGACUCAAAUUGCAUCUAUUGGGACUUGUAUGAUGGAUCCAUCAAGUUCCAAAUUGCCUUCAACUCUCCCAUCUUGUGGGCUCAGAUGCAUCCAAAAGAAAAGCAAUUCGCGCUGUCGCCAUAUCUAGAAAAUCCUCAAAUCGUAGAUCUACCAGAUUCUCCUGAUGCCAAACUUAUACGCCAUGUGGUCAAGAUCAGUGCGGAACCAGACUUAUCAACAGAUCAAACCAUAUCCACUGAUCGUGUAUAUAUCACAACGGGAUCUUUUGAUCGCAAAGGAGAAUACCUGUAUCUCGGAAAUAGCCAAGGAGCGAUUUCGGUUCUGCAUGUGAAGUCUCUGACGAUCACCACAAGUAUUCAGAUAUCAGAAUCUGCUGUAAAAAGUGUUGACCUCAAUCCUUCUCGAACGCAAGCUGCUAUAUGUACAGAUUCGCUCAUGACAGUCUCGAUACAGCACCUUCCUGACAAACCUAUUCAACUCCAAUUACUUCGUCAACUUGAACAAGUACCGAAUCAGACUGUAUUCACAAACUGUGGAUAUAGUCAUGAUGGAGCAUAUAUAUAUGCAGGAUCUGCGGCACCAGGUCAACACAACAUUUAUAUGUGGGAAACAGAGACAGCCUUCUUGAUCAAAGGUCUCGAAGGUCCUCGAGAGGAUUUAUUGAAUGUGAUGUGGCAUCCCAAACGACCAACAUUGGUCUCUGUAUCUAGCGAAAAGUGUAUAUACGUGUGGGGUGGAGAUUACCGGGACGCAUGGGCAGUUGUCUUGCCAGGUUUCAAACAGAUAGACGAGUGUCAGCAGUACGAAGAACGAGAAGACGAGUUUGAUAUUGUUGUCGAGGCUCCACGAGCACCUGUUCCAGGAAAUGACGAGUUCGUAGAUGUCGACACAAUGGACUCUGAUGAUGAUGAAUAUGGUCAAGAUAUGGUUCUCCCAAUACUAUUGGAGCCUGAUAUGGACUUGGAAAUGGUGGAAGCUCCAGUUGUCAGGAAUCCAUGGUUGGUCCAGGUUGCUCCAAUAUUGAAAAACGAGCCAGUGAUUGUGGAACAGCCCGCAGACAGUGGGGAUCAUGUAGAUAAGAAGGGAGAUCUUCCUGUGGUGGAACCUCCGUCGCGGGAUCUAUCGCAUGUUGAGCAGGAAGACGAUGAUAAUGAUAUAAUUGACGUGGAGGCUUUUUAG